Messenger RNA from Penicillium soppii, 1029 nucleotides. RefSeq names its product protein GET4. The transcript has 4 exons. The coding region runs from base 1 to 1029 and encodes 342 amino acids. Gene Ontology annotation, biological process: protein insertion into ER membrane. The record is from RefSeq and is a predicted model, not a curated record. Gene Ontology annotation, cellular component: cytosol; TRC complex. Gene Ontology annotation, molecular function: protein binding. NCBI's taxonomy places the organism in Eukaryota, Fungi, Ascomycota, Eurotiomycetes, Eurotiales, Aspergillaceae.
AUGGCGUCCCGCAUCGAUAAGGUCAUCGCCCGCCAGCGAGAAAAGAUCGCCGACGGCGCCUACUAUGAAGCUCACCAGCAGCUACGUGUCAUUGCUGCCCGAUACAUCAAGCAGUCCAACUACGAUGCUGCAGCGGAAGUCUUGGCUGGGGGUGCGAAAGAGCUGUUGAAAGCUGGCUCUCAACAAGGUGCUUCUGCCAGUGGUGGCGAUCUGGCGAUCAUGCUGGUGUUGGAGGUGUACAACAAAGCAGAAUGGGAAAUCAAGGGUGGCAGUGAUGAUGCGGAGGGUCGGGCUCGUAAUAAGCGCCUGAUCGAGCUGCUUCGUGAAUUCCCAUCCGAAGAACCUACACGCAAGAGAUUUAUCCAGGAAAUAAUGGGAUGGAGUGGAAAGUUCGGGCCUCUGGAGAGGGGAGAUCCAGAACUACACCAUGCUGCCGGCUCAGUGUACGCCGAAGAUAACGAGCCAUACGAUGCCGAGAAACAUCUCAUCCUCGGAACCUCCGAAUCGGCCGAGACGCUGGCGAAACUCGAGUAUGAGUGGUACACCAGCGACGAACCACACACCGCAGCGAUAUAUGCGUCUCGCGCAGUCUUUCCAUACCUCCUCACUGGCAAUCUUCGCAGCGCAAACAAAGCCAUGCUCAUUUUCACAUCGAAGCUCUCAGCCGCCAACCCCCAGCUUGGUGUGCAGGAUGUCAGCAGUUCCAGCUCGGAUACCCGUGUAUUCCCUGCGCUGCCAUUGAUGAACUUCAUCAGCUUGCUGCUGUUGAGUAUCCAGCGCGGAGGUGCAGAUAUCUUCCGCCAGCUUACUGCACACUACGCGGCACAGAUUAAAGCAGUGGGUAUCUGGGAUGAUGCGCUAGCGCAGAUUGGCGAGCAGUACUUUGCUAUCAAGAUCCCAAGACAAGGAAACCCUUUGAUGGAUAUGAUGAGUGGUAUGUUGUUCGGAGGUGGACAGGGUAAUGCGGGCAGGCAACAAUCCAGAGCGAAGAAGGUCGAGGCACCACCGGCAAGCAUGGAGCUUGAUUAA